This is a messenger RNA of Wyeomyia smithii (pitcher-plant mosquito), 1466 nucleotides long. It is a transcript of the gene Mdh2, whose product is annotated as malate dehydrogenase, mitochondrial. The transcript is spliced from 3 exons. The record is from RefSeq and is a predicted model, not a curated record. Gene Ontology annotation, biological process: tricarboxylic acid cycle; carboxylic acid metabolic process. Gene Ontology annotation, molecular function: L-malate dehydrogenase (NAD+) activity. Lineage: Eukaryota; Metazoa; Arthropoda; Insecta; Diptera; Culicidae. The coding region runs from base 129 to 1142 and encodes 337 amino acids. Gene Ontology annotation, cellular component: mitochondrion; cytoplasm.
UGCAGCCAAGUCAGUACGCCAGUCAGCAGCAGCAGGACGAUAAGUAUUCAUCUUGCAGGUUGUGUGCACGGUUGCUUGAAAUUUUCUACUGUUCUUCCGGAAAAGCAAAACUUUUCUAAUUUGCAACAAUGUUUUCUCGUACGCUAAGAAAUGUAGCAGUGCAAGGAGCGAAAAAUUUUUCCACCAGCAAUCAAAACAACGUUAAAGUAGCGGUAUGUGGCGCAUCCGGUGGAAUCGGUCAACCACUAUCUUUACUGCUUAAGCAGAGCCCGCUGGUGACCGAGCUGUCGCUGUACGAUAUUGUUCAUACACCCGGUGUGGCAGCGGAUUUGUCUCACAUUGAAACGCACUCCAAGGUCACCGGUUACAAUGGACCGGAAAACCUAGAAAAAGCCCUCGCUGGAGCACAAAUAGUGAUAAUCCCGGCUGGAGUACCCCGUAAGCCAGGCAUGACUCGUGACGAUUUGUUCAACACGAACGCCUCGAUCGUACGUGAUCUUGCUGCCGGCUGUGCCAAGGCUUGCCCGAAGGCACUGAUUGGAAUCAUUUCCAAUCCAGUCAACUCAACAGUUCCGAUUGCCUGUGACACGCUGGCUAAGGCAGGUGUCCUCGACCCCAAGAGAGUCUUCGGAGUUUCAACGUUGGACAUCGUUCGUGCCAACACCUUUAUCGGAGAGGCCUCCGGUGUUGAUCCACAAAAAGUCAAUGUCCCCGUCAUCGGUGGUCAUUCGGGUGUGACCAUUAUUCCGGUUUUGUCUCAAGCCACUCCUUCGGUCAACUUUCCCCAGGAUAAAAUAGCCGCACUGACCGAACGCAUCCAGGAAGCAGGAACUGAGGUCGUCAAGGCGAAAGCCGGUGCUGGUUCAGCUACGCUGUCUAUGGCCUACGCUGGGGCCCGCUUUGCAUUGGCUUUGGCUCGCGCCAUGAACGGAGAAAAGAAUGUGGUUGAAUGUGCCUACGUGCGUUCCGAUGUCACUGAGGCCAAAUAUUUCUCCACCCCGCUGGUGCUGGGUAAGAACGGACUCGAGAAGAACCUUGGGCUGCCAAAGUUGAACGCUUACGAACAGGAUCUGCUGAAAAAAGCUAUCCCAGAGCUUAAGAAGAACAUCCAGAAAGGCGAAGACUUCGUCAAAAAAAACUAAGUCGCUAAAGUAUUGAGCUUAAAUUGCUACACUCUUUCUGGACAAAUUUCUAAGUACAAGGUUCAGCGCAUUUGGUUUUCUACAAAAAGCAAUCUAUGUAAAAAUCCCAAAACUUUUCAGUGUUAAGAUCCAAACGCUGAUAUACAAGAUAUUAGUUAAUGUUGUGGUGCAGUGUAACGUAGGAAAAUCCGAGGAAACCAAAUCCCAAAGAAAAUGGAUGAAUGCUCAUUCAAAAUUAUGUAAAACACAUUUCAAAUGUGAUUCAUCUCGUCUGUACCAGAAAAUGACACCCAAGUCAAUAAAAUAUUUAACUUUGUUUCAAAA